Messenger RNA from Centrocercus urophasianus (Greater sage-grouse), 1356 nucleotides. RefSeq names its product transient receptor potential cation channel subfamily V member 5-like. The transcript has 7 exons. Lineage: Eukaryota; Metazoa; Chordata; Aves; Galliformes; Phasianidae. Gene Ontology annotation, molecular function: calcium channel activity; protein binding. Gene Ontology annotation, biological process: calcium ion import across plasma membrane. The record is from RefSeq and is a predicted model, not a curated record. Bases 1 to 879 code for a protein of 292 amino acids. Gene Ontology annotation, cellular component: membrane.
AUGGAUGGAGAUUUCACAACCUCUGUUGACCAUCUACGCCAGCACUCUGUUUCUUUACUCACAAAGCCACUUUUACUUCACUGCAGGAUCUGUGAGUCCCCACUCCUUCAGGCUGCCAAGGAGAACAACAUCCCAGUCAUUAUGAAACUUCUCACUGAUGAAACAUGUGAUAUUUAUCAGAGAGGUGCAGUAGGGGAGACUGCCCUCCAUGUAGCUGCCUUGUAUGAUAAUGUGGAGGCUGCACUGGCUCUGAUGGAAGCAGCUCCGGAGCUUGUCAAUGAAAGGAUGACAUCAGAACUCUAUGAAGGGCAGACAGCUCUCCACAUUGCAGCAGUGAACCAGAAUAUCACUUUGGUGAAGGCUUUGCUCAAGAGAGGGGCAAAUAUCUGCACAGCACAGGCCACUGGGCACUUCUUCAGGCGCAGCUCCCAGAACCUUCUCUAUUUUGGAGAACAUGUUUUGUCAUUUGCUGCCUGUGUGGGAAAUGAGGAGAUUGUACAGUUGCUCAUUGAAAAUGGAGCUGACAUUAGAGCUCAGGAUUACCUGGGUAACACCAUCCUCCACAUCUUAGUUCUCCAGCCUAAUAAGACAUUUGCCUGCCGCAUGUACAGCCUGAUACUUUCCUACGACCAGACCAAAGAGGGACCAAGACCACUUGAAUUAAUUCCUAACAAUGAGGGGCUUACUCCAUUCAAACUGGCUGGAGUUGAGGGGAACACUGUGAUGUUUCAAUACCUCAUGCAAAGGCGAAAGCAUAAUCUCUGGUCCUUUGGCCCCUUGACCACUGUGCUGUAUGAUCUCACAGAGAUUGACUCCUGGGCUGAAGAUCAAUCCUUCCUUGAACUCAUUGUCUCAACCAAGAAGAGAGAGGUACUGUAGGCGUGAGAAGUUUUGAGGACUGUGGUAAUUCUAAAAGGAGAAUAAUGAGUUUGAAGGCUCAGGCUCUUCCAUGUUAUUCACAGGGCAAGAAACAGUAUCAUACUGCGGGCAAUACAUGAAAUAUAGCAGCUUUUUAAUAAUACAUUUAUAUUUGAUGCUUUAGCAGUUUAUUCUGAGAUGGGAGCUUGAAGAUGGAUUGAAAGAACAUCAUAUUAACAGAUCACAUGGAACAUGUUUCAGUAAAGGGUUCUUUCUUUUUUCCCAUGCUCAAAGAUAUAAAUAACAUGUAGCUCUAGAGUAGCUUUAGCACGUACUAGCUUUCUGUAUCAGUGAUAGUGAUUAACAACAUCCCCGUGAGGCAAACUGUGUUAAGAAAUCCUAAAUUGGAAUGCAUUUUAAAAGCACUCCUUAUUGUUAUUAUUUUCUUCAUUUAAUCACUAUUGGUUAUCCAGCUUAUGACUCAAAAAGAAGAACGUG